Messenger RNA from Oryza sativa Japonica Group (Japanese rice), 2506 nucleotides. NCBI's taxonomy places the organism in Eukaryota, Viridiplantae, Streptophyta, Magnoliopsida, Poales, Poaceae. The record is from RefSeq and is a predicted model, not a curated record.
AUGGCGACCCCCUCCCGCACCUCCUGGGCCGACGUCGCCGACGCCGACCCCGCCCCGGCCCCCGCCCCCGCCGCCAACGGCCCCGCCCGCCCCGACCGGAGCUCCUACGUGCCCCCCCACCUCCGCAACCGCGGGGCUUCGUCGGGUGGGGGCGCGGCGGCGCCUCCGCCCUCAUCAUCCUCCUCCUCCGCGCCGCCCCCUCGCGCCGCCCCUGGCCUCCUCGCCCCCCGCCCCGCCGCCGCCGGCAUGGGGAGGAUGGGCGGCGGCGGUGGCGGCGGAGGAUUCGGUGGGCCAAGGAGGUGGGACCGGGAGCCGAACCCGUUCGGGAACGACGGCGACGCCGCGGCGGGGGCGGGGGACGAGCCGGAGGUGUUCGACGCGCACCAGAACACCGGGAUCAACUUCGACGCGUACGAGGACAUCCCCGUGGAGACGAGCGGGAGGGAGGUGCCGCCGCCGGUGGGCACGUUCGCCGAGAUCGACCUGGGCCAGGCGCUCAACGACAACAUCCGCCGGUGCAAGUACGUGCGCCCCACGCCCGUGCAGCGGUACGCCAUCCCGAUCUCGCUCGCGGGGAGGGACCUCAUGGCGUGCGCGCAGACCGGGUCCGGGAAGACGGCCGCCUUCUGCUUCCCCAUCAUCAGCGGCAUCAUGCGCGGCCCGCCCGCGCAAAGGCCCCAGCGCGGCGGGAUGAGGACCGCCUGCCCCCUCGCGCUCAUCCUCUCCCCCACCAGGGAGCUCUCCAUGCAGAUUCAUGAGGAGGCGAGAAAAUUUUCCUAUCAGACCGGUGUCAGGGUGGUUGUUGCAUAUGGAGGAGCACCUAUUAAUCAGCAGUUGAGAGAUCUUGAGAGGGGUGUUGACAUUCUUGUGGCUACUCCUGGCCGUUUGGUUGAUUUAUUGGAGAGGGCAAGAGUAUCUUUGCAAUCUAUCAGAUAUCUUGCCCUUGAUGAGGCAGAUAGAAUGCUUGAUAUGGGUUUUGAACCGCAAGUUAGGAGAAUUGUUGAGCAAAUGGACAUGCCUCCGCCAGGUGCCAGGCAGACAAUGUUGUUCAGCGCCACGUUCCCAAAAGAAAUCCAGAGAAUGGCAUCUGACUUCCUGGAGAACUACAUAUUCCUGGCUGUUGGAAGAGUUGGGUCAAGUACAGAUUUGAUUGUACAGAGAGUUGAGUUUGUGCAGGAGGCAGACAAAAGAAGCCACUUGAUGGAUCUGCUUCAUGCACAAAGAGACAGUGCUACUCCAGGAAAGCCAACUCUUACACUUGUCUUUGUGGAAACCAAAAGGGGUGCUGAUUCGUUGGAGCACUGGUUGUGUAUGAAUGGAUUUCCAGCUACUUCUAUUCACGGUGAUAGAAACCAGCAGGAAAGAGAGUAUGCUUUGAGAUCCUUCAAAAGUGGACAUACUCCUAUUCUAGUUGCAACUGAUGUGGCAGCCCGGGGCCUUGACAUUCCUCAUGUUGCUCAUGUUGUGAACUUUGAUCUUCCCAAUGAUAUAGAUGAUUACGUCCACAGGAUUGGGAGGACAGGGAGGGCAGGAAAAAGUGGUCUUGCAACUGCUUUCUUCAAUGAGAAUAACUCUUCCAUGGCAAGGUCUUUGGCUGAGCUAAUGCAAGAAUCUAAUCAAGAGGUACCUGCGUGGUUGUCUCGCUAUGCUGCUCGCCCAUCUUAUGGUGGGGGUGGUGGGAGGAACAGAAGGUCCGGUGGUGGGAGCCGCUUCGGUGGCCGUGACUUCCGCAGGGAUUCUUCCUCUGGAAGAGGUGGCGGUGACUACUAUGGUGGAGGCAGCAGCGGUGGAGCUGGUGGAUAUGGUGGUUCCUCUGCAUAUGGGGGUGGCGGCUAUGGUGGCGGCGCGGGUGCUCCAAGUGCCUGGGAUUAAUUUAUAGUUGCUCCCUAUUAGGGUCCGUCAGGUCUAGGUUGCGUUUUACUCUAGUUUCCUCAAUAGUAUACAUUUUUGGUAGGAGCUGAUAUACAGCGACAAUACAAGGUGAACUGUGUCAUCCCCUUUUUUUUCUUCUGGUUGCUACAAGGUAGUCUUAUCUCGCAGAUGUCCAUUAUGGAGAGUCUUGAGGACUUUCAAGCACACACAAGAUUCCUAGUUAGGAAUAGUUUUUCCGGGGACUGAAAUUCCUAGUUAGGGAUAGUAGUUGGUAUUGGUAGACUGACAUUUGGUGCUUGAUGCCAAGUUUCUGCCUUUUUGCCGUUUCCUUGGUCCAUGUCUCAUUUUGGUGGUCGGUUGGUUGUAGAGCUUGUGGUGAGGGAGGCUUUUGCGGCUUGAUUUUUGACCGAAGUUUGAUUUUGAUACCCAGGUUGAACAAAGAGGUAGGAGGAUAUGUAGUCCUUUAGAUCUUGUUGUAAUGUAUAUACUGUGAGGUGAGGCUGGGAAAGAAUAAGUUUUGUCUAGGUUUAUAAAGGAAGAAGGGGGAAAUUCUGUGAUGUUUGUUCCUUGAGAGGAUACAUGUUGUGAAUUUGUUUUGAAUGGAUGAGUGUCAAUUAUUAUUAUAUUACUCGAA